AGCAGUGCAACUGCUACUCAUCCUCUUCACUGUCACUGUUCUCGCUUGCGGAGCCAUUGAUAAACCCUAGAUUUCUCUGCUCUUCCUCCUCGAUUGAAGCAGGUUUCUGGUCAACAAUGCGGAAGUAUUUACUGGAAGUUAGCCCUGAGCGAGCCAGACCAUGGUCGGAGCCGCUGCCGAAGCUCCAACAUGAAAGAAAGGUCCCGGUUGUUUACUAUCUCUGUAGAAAUCGCCAUCUUGAACACCCUCACUUCAUUGAGGUCCCUCUCUCUUCUCCUGAUGGCCUAUAUCUCAAAGAUGUGAUUGAGAGGUUGAAUGUGCUGAGAGGGAAGGGAAUGGGAGGGAUGUAUGCUUGGUCUUGCAAAAGGAGUUAUAAGACUGGAUUUGUGUGGCAUGAUCUUGAGGAGGAUGAUCUUGUUUUUCCGGCGAGUGGGAAUGAGUACGUGCUCAAGGGUUCUGAGAUUUUGGAUCAAUCUCAUGGUUCUGAUCAAGGGUUUAAUCGUGGUAGCUUUGUGAAAUUGGAAUGCUCGCAACCUGUUCGGAGAAAUGCCGAGCUGAAACCUCCACCUCGGCGGCUGCAUUCCUCAUCCUCAUCCAGCACUGGUUGUUCUGAUGAUGGUGCUGGAAGCUCGGUAGAAUUGCAGGUUUGCAAUCCAAGCAUUGCUCAAGAUGUGGCGACACAGACCAAGGAGGGGCGCAAGAAGGAGACUUGUGAUCGAGGAAUGUGGACUGAGGAUAGCUCUGUUGAUAAGCAGAAACAGAGGUCUGAGAUUGAGAGGGAGGAGAUUUCCCCAGUGUUGUCGGAGAGAAAGGUGGAAACUUUGGAGUCAUUGAUCAGAGCUGAGGUCAAAAUGAAUAACUUCAGAAUUUCAGAAGGAGAUCAAAUGCUUGUUUCUGCAAGGACAAGGUUGAGAGCUAGCAAUGUGCUCAUGCAUUUGAUCACUUGUGGGUCAAUCUCUGUGAAGGAUCACCAUUCAAGGUUCUCUAGGAUGAAGUUUACUCCAACGGUGCUUCGGGGUUCUGGGAUGCUUGGAGAGCUUGAUUGCUUAUCCGAUAAUCCAAGGCUCAUGGGAUUGAGGUUGGAGGAUAAAGAGUACUUCAGUGGGAGCUUGAUUGAGACUAACAGGCAUAGAGAGGAAGGUGUUGCUGAUGUCUCUGCUCUUAAGCGCUCUUCAUCGUUCAAUGCUGACAGGCAUUGCACAUCACCAGAUUCAAAGAAGGAGAAGGAACUGCGUACGGAUUCUUCCCGAUCCAAAUGCCUUCCAAAAACAAUAAAAAUUAUGUCGAACAAACAGUCACGGAAUGCAACAAUGAGAUCACCUACAUCUGAAGCACCAAGGACAUCUUCAGCCAUGCUGGACUCGUCGAAAUCCUCACCUCUAUGUUCAUCAAAAGCUGGAAGCAGCCGGAUAAUUACUGAUGCAUCCUCACAGAAAGGAUCGUCAAUGAGGUUAGAAUCUUUUAAAGAGCACAACGACAAAGUUAUCAAGAUCGAAGAAAGACUUACUUCUGGAGCUCGGGUUAUAAUCCAAUCAACGGCAAUAUGUGACGAUAAGGAGGAUAUCUCAUGUUCUAGUUCGUGAACAAGAACUUGUUUGUAAAUUUCAGAAAUCGAAAAUGAAGGGAAGCACAACAUUAACAGAGUGAAAGACUGAUGAUCCAUAUGAAAUUUUUGGUUACUAAUCUCUAAUUUAGAAUGGCUUAUAUAUCAUCUUUCUUGCAAAUUUUUUGUUAAAAUUAUGAGUUUUGGUUGUACUGAAUGAAGUCAUUGUGUAUUGUUUAUAUCUGAAAUAUGUUGUUUUGUAUUUGCUAUUGUGAUCCCCUAAACUUUACUGUCUCUGA
Dioscorea cayenensis subsp. rotundata (Guinea yam) is the source of this 1842-nucleotide messenger RNA. Its product is annotated as protein UPSTREAM OF FLC-like. Bases 117 to 1583 code for a protein of 488 amino acids. The transcript is spliced from 6 exons. The record is from RefSeq and is a predicted model, not a curated record. Lineage: Eukaryota; Viridiplantae; Streptophyta; Magnoliopsida; Dioscoreales; Dioscoreaceae.